ACAAUCAUGCAGUCAGUGCUCAAUUGUCUAGACAGCGAGUCUGCAUCAACAAUAUUGUGUCAUAUAUAGUCUGAUUCAGAAAUAGAUCUGUUAAGAACUACAUAAUUCCAGUGCAUCGCUAUCACUAUAUUGGCCUAUGCUUUUCAAAGCAGAAGCAUUCUUUACUGAGGGACAUCUCUGAUGUGCAACUGUGCUUGCACUCUUCUUCCAGGUAGCAUUACAGUGGAACCAUGACCCAGUGGGAACAGUCAUUUGCAUUUCUAAACAAGGGAUUAAAUUUUACAUAAGCAAGAUUAAUAUAUAAUUUGUUUGAUGCUUCACUUUAUAUUUUCAAGGCUUCUAUAAUAAGCAUAUCCUAUAGAAACCUAAUUAUAUAUGCAAAAGUAGAGAAUGCAUCAAAUAUACAUUUGACAGGAGAAACUGGACAUUAAACAAAUGCCACUAGGUAUUAGAAAACUGCUACUGCUAUUUGUCAGCAAUUAGUCCGCUUUGCUCCCAGCUACCUGUUCUACUCAUACCUAUUUUACUCGUUUAUAAACCACUUCCUGUUUCAAAAGAUUGGUAGCCCUUAUGCCUCCUCCAGGGUUUUUUUUUUUUGAGAGUCUUUCUUACUUUUUUGCUACAAGCUCAACCUUUUAACUCUCCUUUAUGCCAAGCAGAAGAGGUUUUCCUAUGACCCUUGCCCGGUACCUAGGAAGCAUUUUGUAGGCUGUGAUCACACGGUACUAACAUGUAACUACAAGUCCCAGAAUAUCUACCUGAAGGGCAGAAGUAAGCCAUGGGCCUAACUUCAAGGCAGCCGCUCACCCUGGAACACGCGUAUGAAAAGUUGUUUUGGAAAAACUGCUUUUAAGGUUAUACUUCAGAGGAAGCUUCGUGUCUGAGAAGCCCCUUAUUUUCUGAGUUACUAGCUAGCUUCUUUUUUUGAUAUACUUGUCAACUGGAACACUAUAUGUUUAUAAGUAGACUUAUCUGAAAGUGCAUUACACACUGAAAUGUCAUUUUUAAAUGAGGUUUUUUUGAAUCAAGGAUGCUAUUGGAUUUUUUUGGCCAUUUGCCGAUGUGUUCAUCUAGCACAGAUGCUGUAUGCAUUGAGAAGGGGUUGUAAUUGUGUCUAGAUUUGUGAUGCCCAGUAUCUCCCUGCUAUCUCCACAUAAAUGCACACUUUAUCUGCCUUUUCCACUGUCUUUUUCUCAGCCUCUCUCUCUCUUUUAAAACAGCAGCAUUACUGCAUAGUACAUAAACGCUGGUGCAAGAAAAGGUUUUUAUUAGGGAGAUUUAAAAAGGAGUUUGUGGCUGCAUAUGGAAGAUGUGAAGAAAAAGAUUCAGCAAAUGUAAUACUGGGAAAUUACAUUGAUAAAGUAAUAAUACCACCAAUGGAAAGUAUUGCUUCAGGCAGUCUGAGAUACUGAAAAGAAAUUGCUGCAGUUAUUAACUCUUUCUUCCACAAAACUUUCCCAUGAAGUUUUUCAUUACAGUUUAGCUUAGGUAUUUAUUUGAUGCAUGGAAAUUGAUAGCUCAUCAGAAGCUGUAAGGUGUCUCAAGAUAGCUAUGCAUUAGGGCUGUACUGCUGUCCUCAGUAAGGAACAAAAAGCCCGAGUGCUAUGUCCACUGUUGCAGAAAACACUUGUGAUAGACCAGCAGUUUGCAUCCAGGUCUCCUAAGUGAAUAAUUCAGUAGCUUCACAUAGCGAGGCCUUGUAACAAAACCCGCCCAGACCCUAAUGCGGUAAUUGCUACGCUUUUAUGAAAGCCAAAUCCAUCCCUAAACAGCUGCAAUGGCUUCAGUUUUCUGUGAAAUGGUGGUUUGGUUGAAAUCCAAUCAGUUUUGACUUUGAGAAAGCUAUGAGAGGACAUUCACUUACAAUUCUACUGUAUGGGUCUCAUUUCUAUGUAACUUUGCAGGUUUUAACUUGACAAAACUCUGACAAGGAAUAGUUAAAAGUAGCCCUGUGUCUUCAAUAUUGGUAUUUAAAGCAGUCACAUAUCUUGUUUGUAACUUUAAUUGUAGUACAACUUCUACCUUGGGGUAAUUCGGGUAAGAUUACUGUCCCAAUGUCUAUAGCCCAUAACCGUGUGGUGUUUUUUUUUUUAUGUCUUAGGGAACACUUUUGAGUUUCAUCAUGGGAGCUGUAGUAGCUGAUGAUGGUCCAUCUGGUGUUAAAGCCCCUGAUGGAGGCUGGGGCUGGGCUGUCCUUUUGGGCUGUUUUAUCAUCACAGGAUUCUCCUAUGCCUUUCCUAAGGCAGUUAGUGUAUUCUUCAAAGAACUUAUCCGGGAAUUUGGCGUUGGAUAUAGUGACACUGCAUGGAUUUCCUCCAUUCUGCUGGCCAUGCUUUAUGGGACAGGUCCACUCUGCAGUGUAUGUGUCAAUCGCUUUGGCUGUCGCCCUGUCAUGCUGGUGGGUGGCCUUUUUGCAUCAAUGGGGAUGGUCAUCGCCUCCUUCUGCACGAGCAUUGUUCAGAUCUAUCUAACUGCAGGUGUGAUUACUGGUUUGGGUCUGGCGCUCAACUUUCAGCCUUCGCUCAUCAUGUUAAACCGUUACUUUGACAAACGCCGCCCUUUAGCCAAUGGCCUAUCUGCUGCUGGGAGCCCAGUGUUUCUUUGUGCCCUCUCACCAUUGGGGCAGAUACUACAACAUGAGUAUGGUUGGAGAGGAGGAUUCCUUAUACUGGGUGGGAUGCUGCUCAACUGCUGCGUAUGUGGAGCGCUAAUGAGACCUUUGGAGCCACCCAAAAAGUCUGAAGCCACCAAAGAACCUGAUGAGAAGAAAGUGAAGAAAAAGCUUCUGGAUUUCAGUGUGUUUAAAGAUGGUGGUUUUGUAAUCUACACACUAGCGGCCUCUAUCAUGGUGCUUGGCCUCUUUGUGCCGCCAGUUUUCGUCGUGAGCUAUGCCAAGGAUUUAGGGUAUCCAGACACGAAAGCAGCUUUUCUUCUGACUAUUCUGGGAUUCAUUGAUAUGUUUGCUCGGCCUAUUUGUGGAAUGGUAGCUGGUCUCAAGUGGGUUAGACCACGCUGUGUCUACCUCUUCAGUUUUGCUAUGAUUUUUAAUGGCUUUACAGAUCUUAUGGGUUCCAUGUCUGUUGAUUACGGCGGCCUGGUAGUCUUUUGCAUUUUCUUUGGCAUUUCUUAUGGAAUGGUAGGUGCUCUUCAGUUUGAAGUUCUCAUGGCUAUUGUUGGUACUCAGAAGUUUUCCAGUGCUAUUGGCUUAGUUCUCCUGGCAGAAGCUAUGGCUGUUCUAAUUGGUCCACCAUCAGCAGGAAAACUCUGGGAUAAAACAGGGAGGUACAUGUUUGUUUUUAUUAUUGCUGGAAUUGAAGUUACCACCUCAGCAUUCGUAUUGGCUUUAGGAAAUUUCUUUUGCAUUAAGAAAAAAUCAGAAGAACCGCAUACAAAGGAAGAAGCAGCAGAAAGAGAGGAAUUAAACAAAGCUGAAGACAAAACUCCCGAAGAUGCCAAGGUGGACUCCAUUGAAGUGGAACAGUUUCUGAAAGAUGAGCCCGAAAAAAAUGGGGAAGUUGUAACUAACCCUGAAACAUGUGUGUGAGCAUGACAAGAGACUGACACAUUUAGAAAGCAUUUAGAAAAGUGUAAAAGAUUUUCAACACUAUUUAUUUUAGAAAUAGAAUUAGUUUAGGGUUGGGCCAUUUGCUUCAUUAACUGGAGGCCAGACAGCUCAUCAGGUUUCUCUGGAAGCUGUUUUGUUAGACAACCUUUCAACAGAAAAUUAGCUUUAUCAGUAAAAGGUGAAGCAUUGUGGCUAUACUUUUAAUGUAAGCUAUACAGAUUUUGUAAACACAAGUAGAGUCCUGCUAUGCAUCACCACAAAAAUUCUCACUUGGAAGAGAUAUAUAGGAAGAAUCUAUUUUAGAGUAAAGUGGAAUUAUAUGUAUGCUUUCAGACAAUAUGAGUGAAAUUGUUGUAUUGUGCAGCUAAAUGUAAUUUCCCUUUCGGUGUUUUUUGUGAAGGGGAAAUAGUUUGAGAUGGAGAAAAAACUCAGGAACUUAUAUAAGGUCUCCAUUAGGUAUUUGAAUUUCUUACUUUUUUAGAUUUUUAGAUUAAUUGGCUCAGCCCUAAUUUAAUUUUGAUAAUAUCUGUUCCUUUGAUUUAUGCAAAUGUAUUUCUAUGAGUUUUGUCUAAACCUGUGAUCUUUGUCAUUAUCAUCUGGAAACACUGUACAUGGAAAAGAACAUACUGUCCUCAGCAGAUCACACAAGUGGUAUUCCUAGGUAAUACCAAAAGAAAAUAAAAUGAGCAGAAUUGAUUCUGACAGACCAUAAGCAAGCAAGGUUAGUUUAUAUUCACAUCCAGAGUUUUCAGUAGUCUCCCUGUAACAUAGACAAAUAUUUAAAAAAUAACAUUGAAAAGACAGAUACUAGCUUUAGUAGAAUCUUCUCAAAGAACCUCCAUUUUGUCCAUAAAAAUCAGGAUACGUUUCCAGAUCACAUAUAAUGAGACAUGGAGAUGUUGGUUAACUUAGAAAAAAGGACUGGGCUAUUUUGAAACAUGUUAAAUGUUAAAAAUGCAAUGUUAGCAACAUAUUAAGGUCUUAAAACGUUGUACUUACUUAUUCUUUUAAUUUGCCCCACUUCCCUAUACUUUUGCUUGGUCUAAAGAAGUUCAAGAUGCUAUUCUUGUUGGUUGAGAAAAGAGGCUGGAACUGUUGACCACAUUUAUGACAGCAGUGUGUAAGGACCGAUCAAGAAUUGGGCUGCUUUGCUACUCAUUGCACAAACAGAACAGGGAGCCUCUAGACAGUCUUUAAAUCUUCUCCAACAUUGGAUGGGCAAAGGAAAUAAAACAAGCAGAACAGAACGUAGUGACAGCACAUUUGAAGAAACGCAGAAAGGGAAAAUAUUCAUUGUGAGACAUUAUCUCAAUAGAAAAAGAAAGUAAAAUCCUAUAUCCUAUAUAUUUUACCAUUCAUCCACUCAAACGCAUUGAAGGAAUGUAUAUAAUCGUUUACAUAAAAUCAUGCUACAGCAACCCAUCUUUCAACUAUGUUUAUAAAAAGCUCUCUAGGCUUUGUGACUGCAGUAACACUCUUCAAAACAGACUCAGUCGUAACUGGUUAAUUUUUUUCUUGCUGAUAACAAAGGAGUACUGGCUUUGAGGUGCCAAAAUUGUUCCAUUUCUCUUAAUAAUUGAAAACUAUGAAACUCAGUGGUAUCCAUUCAAAAUAACAACAUCAUUAGUUUUUGAAUAAUUGAUCAUUUUAGCUGAAACAUACCGUAAAUCCAAGACAAGUGCCAAAACAUGAAUCAUUCCCUAACGCGUUCCCUAACCAGCUUCCAUUCUGGUAAUUUUUACACAAUGGUUUGCAUUGUUAGAACAAAACUUCCACGGACGUCGAAACCUUAGGAUCGUGAGGGUUUUUCUGACUGAUUUUAACACAAAAUGGAUGCUGUAU
Messenger RNA from Struthio camelus australis, 5407 nucleotides. The record is from RefSeq and is a predicted model, not a curated record. Lineage: Eukaryota; Metazoa; Chordata; Aves; Struthioniformes; Struthionidae.